Molecule: messenger RNA, 3106 nt
Organism: Diprion similis
Lineage: Eukaryota; Metazoa; Arthropoda; Insecta; Hymenoptera; Diprionidae
Exons: 3
Coding region: 195-2816 (873 amino acids)
Biological process (GO): G protein-coupled receptor signaling pathway
Cellular component (GO): membrane
Molecular function (GO): G protein-coupled receptor activity
Source: RefSeq, a predicted model, not a curated record
GGUCCUGAACAAGACAAGAGAACAUCACCUUUCAUUCGGCUUCACACGCUACGCGGAGGCACGCAAUUAUUACCGUUGGUGAUAUGUCGGGUUUACUUGGUUCGCCAGUUUUUAUAUAGUGGGUGCUUGAUCGAUCCACGCUGUGGUUUAGCGGCUCCUGAGGAUACUGUGACGGGUUGGACAAUUAUUUAUGAAUGGAUGGAGGUGCGCCGGAGAGUUCCGAAGGUGGAGGAUGGUGGGUCACGAUGGUGCUUUGGACGAUCGUCCUCUUCGGGUCCUUCCUCCUCAACGGGACCCUCCUCUUCGCCUUCCUCAAGCGACCCGGCCUACGCACGAUAUCGAACAGAUUUGUGAUGAACUUGAUCGCAUCGAACCUGUUGACGUGCGUGAUCCUGACGCCUCUUCUGAUGCUGGACACCCCGCCGACAGAUUCGUUUGGAUCCAGCCUCUGCUCCAUAUCGGAAGGUGCCGGGGCUUUUGUGACGGCAUCAUCGAUACUUUCGGUGCUUCUAAUCGCGAUUGAUCAGUACUUUGCGGUCGUUGAUCCCCUUCGAUAUCACACGAGAAUCGACAAGCUGAAGUGUGCCGUCCUCAUCGUUUCUGUCUGGCUGGUUUCCGUGCUCCUGGCUCUUCUCGCAGCUUUCAAUCCGCACCCUCACAGCCUCUGGUUGGCUUGUUCAAGCGAUCAUCAACUCAUCGUGGAACCCAGGCUGGACUUAAGCCUUGAUUCGACAAUUUCCAUCGGCAAUGGGACGGAGAAGUAUGACUUCAAGAGUGAGGUGAAGGUCACGGAAAGUAACGGCAGCUCCUUCAUUGAGGAGGAUCUGAGGUUCACUGAAAACUCUACAAUGUUUCUUGAUGAAACGUUUCGAGAGAGUUUCGAGGACACGAAUAACACGAUACUGGGAAACGAUACGUUCGAUUAUGUUACCUACGGCUUGGCUUACGCCACUUUUUACACCCUCUUCGUUUACCUAAUGCCAUUUGUUGGCGUUUGUUGGAUUUAUGUUAGCAUCUAUUCGGCAGCCCAUAAAAAUUCGGAACGUGCCAGACGCACCGGAUCCGGACCGAUGUUGUCCUCGCCAAGUUUCUGCGAGGAAUACGGGAACGUCAGGCAUGACUUUUCCACCGAUGAUUUUCGUCGUAUCCCAAAAAUAUCGAGUCUGUCAUCGAUCGACGAAAGCAUCGAAACUAGCCCUAGUCACAUACCGCGGGGAAGAUCCGAGAUGAUGCUUUGCUCGUCGGCAAUUGAAGAAGAACCAUCGAGUGGCGUUGUCUUCACCGUUGGUUUACAGAAGGUUGACGUGUCGCCGAAAAAGCCGGCGAAGACAAUCGACGCUACCAAAGAAACCUCCAAAGUUCCUAUAUCCGCGCUAAAAGCGGAAUUCCUUACUAAAAGAGAAGAUAAUCGUCUUAUGGACGAUAACAUUGUACGGAGCAAGUUCCGCGAUCGUCCCGAUAACAGACGUAAGUCUUCUCACGAUAUCCUCUGUGAGGAAAUUCUGAGAAAGGACCUCGAUCGUUUGAGGAUACCAGAGGACUCGAGCGGCGAAAGCAGCGCCAAUGAGGAGGAGGAGGAGGGGGACCAGGAUGAAGAGGAGAUGCUGACGUUUUCGAAAAACCGACGACUCGAGGACAUAGAAGUUGCCAAGUGCCAAAACUCGAUUGAGGAUCGAUCGGAAUGCAAUCGAAUACCUCUCAUCUUGGACACGGAGCUCUCAUCGGCUAGCAGGCGACCAAAUAAGUUCAAAGAAUUUGACGAUUCCGAUCAUUUCCAGCCGGACAUUUCGGUGUCAACGAGUCAACAGCAGCAGCAGCAGCAGCAGCAGUUACCCGAGGUCCUGGCCAGUCCGGAGAUUCACUCCAACGUAAAUGGCGCAUCAUCAAAAAUGAUCGACACAGUACAAAGUAGUAGUAGUAGUAAUAGUAGAAUGACAUGUAGUGGUAUUUUGUCACGUGCAGCCCUCGAAAAUCACAACGCCAAGUCAAGACUGCAGAAUAGUCUUCACACCAAUGGCAGAUCGGCAAUAAAUGCUCGCUACUUAAACGGCGGGUUUCAUCGAUCAGACGGCGCAAUGGACCAGCCGGAAGAUAUUCUCCACAAAAGCUUGUCUGGUCACAAUUUCCUCGAUGCUGAGUCUUCUCUAUUGGGCACUUCAGCUAAUGGAGGCGCAGCACCAACAGUGACGAUUACGCCUCCGCAUAAAAUUCCUCUUCAUCGUGUUUCCAGCGUGAAAAGUACUUCAAGCUACAUAAACUCGUUGAAGUACAGAAUCAGCAAUGCUUCGGUGUUCAGAUAUCGGGAAGAAACGCGUGCGGCCAGAAUUAGUGCGCUCGUUAUAGUGAUGGGUCUGAUAUGCUGGACGCCAUACGUAGUUCUAUCGAUCGUCAGGAACAUCGAGCCGCUACAUCUUACUGAGGCUGACCAACUUCCGCACAGCUACGACGUGAUGGCGCUCAGCUUUUUGAUACUGGCGGCAUACGUUAGUCCGCUGCUUUUCGGGUACAGAUCGCGCCGCGUCAAAAGGGAGCUUAGAAAAGUUUUCUGCCCCAAGAGAGAACUAUCGUACAAGAACAACAGAAGUUUGAUGGCAAAAAAGGUACUGAAACGAAGGCCCAGCAGCAAUCUUAGCCAUCUGGAAAUGGAUUCAAAAUAUAAUAUUUUUAGCUGCGUUUACGGAAGGAAUCGAUGCCCGAAAGAUAAAGUGCAGUUCAUGCAAGUGCCAGAAACCGCGUUUGCCGUUGAAACUUGUAGAAGCAGCUUUUCCAGUGGUGCUAGUACUCAAAUAUCAACAACAUCCACCGAAGAAUCCUGAAAGUGCUAUUAUUCUCUGUUCAAAGAUGAGAAAGGACGAUUUUCGCGUCCGGUACAUGAUCUUGAUCGGAGAUAAAUAGUUCGGGGAAGGUAUACGAUAGUCUGAAUUUUCGAAAUGAAAGCGCCGAUUUGCCUGGGGUAAUUAAAUCACCAUACGUUAUAGUUGUAAGGAAUUGUAAGAUGAAGCAUAAGUUUAGUUUAUCAAUGUAAGAUAAGUCACAGAAUGUAUGUCCAAGAACCUCGUUUUUAUUGAUUAAAUGAUGACUUCGUGUAUAAUUGAACAAAAAAGAA